Molecule: messenger RNA, 660 nt
Organism: Myotis lucifugus (little brown bat)
Lineage: Eukaryota; Metazoa; Chordata; Mammalia; Chiroptera; Vespertilionidae
Gene: CUNH20orf202
Product: chromosome unknown C20orf202 homolog
Exons: 4
Coding region: 1-660 (219 amino acids)
Source: RefSeq, a predicted model, not a curated record
AUGCUCCUCGUUUUGGGCGCCCAGGCCAAGUCCAAAGAGAAGUUUGGUCUGAAGGUCAUGGGCUCCUGGGAAGACUCGGUGGCCGCCAGCGUGGCCUCAGGGCUGGCUUGUCAGGGACUUCGAGGGGAAGCUAGCCGCAACACCUCGCUCCAGAGCGAAUCCCAGCGUGCACUGAAACCCUUUAAAAAAAAAAAAACCUACAUUUUCCAAUGUGAGCCACUUCCUGGUCUCAUUAACUUCAUCCUCAGUGAUUUGGCCAGACUCUGCUUCCAGCCUGAAGCAGGCAGGAGACUGUGUAAGUCAACGGUCUGUCAGGCCCAUCACCAGGCCAGCGUCAAGGUCCCUCCCAAGGACACGGAGAUGAAAACAGCAGAAGAGCCAACCGCGAGUCUUAGGCAGACCCUGGAGUGGCUGCGGAAGGAACUGGCCGAGAUGCAGAUCCAAGACCAGAAGCUCCUGCUCGCCCUGAGGCAUCUUCGCAGUGUCCUGGAGGAGCUGCGCUCCGAGAGCGCCCACUGGGAGGAGGCCGUGUCCAGCAGCGGGACAUCGCCCAUCAGAGCUCGAGCAGGCUCCGAAGGCCGGGGUCACCAGCCCGUGUCAUCCAGGCGGCUGGCCCAGCUCCUCCAAGGGGUAGAUGGCCGACGAAGCUCCCUCCCCUAA